Messenger RNA from Myripristis murdjan (pinecone soldierfish), 1326 nucleotides. RefSeq lists its product as uncharacterized. The transcript is spliced from 2 exons. The record is from RefSeq and is a predicted model, not a curated record. NCBI's taxonomy places the organism in Eukaryota, Metazoa, Chordata, Actinopteri, Holocentriformes, Holocentridae. Gene Ontology annotation, biological process: regulation of autophagy. The coding region runs from base 183 to 995 and encodes 270 amino acids. Gene Ontology annotation, cellular component: mitochondrion.
CAGUUGAAGCUACAGAGCCCACUCAAGGGGAAGCAUCACCACUGGCCGAAGACACACACACCAUCACAAAUAAGAUCCACAAAGCUAUGCACAGCUGUAUCACUGAAGAUUAACAUCUGCAACUGCAAGAGCAGAGAAGAAUACAGAAGACUAAAUUGGACAAAGACCAACCACAAGCAGCUAUGCGGCCCCGGUCCAGACUGCUGUUCAAGAGAGGACUCCUCCUGCCCACCAUUAGAGAGGGCACCGAGGAAACGCUGAGGGAUAUGAACCAGGCCAACGCACUCCACACUGCUGCCCACGGCCAGUCCGUCUCCUCGGAGGACUAUUUCCUCUCCAUCUGCCACCUGGCGCACCCCACUUUUCCCAGCCGGGACACUUCUCCCGACAGCACCGGAACCCGCCAGCAGGACUCCCUGCACCAGAGGCUGCGGCUGCCCCGGCUCGGCGGGAGCGAAGCAGCAACUGACACGGACCACCGAGAGGAGACACGUCGUGCCGUUGGUGCGCAGCAAGAAGAGAGGAAGGAAGUCACCGGUGAGCCGGUGAUGGGCUGCCAUGGCAACUCCGACCCUCUUGAGUAUCUCUACGGACACCAGGACUACCCUGCAGGCCUCGCCACCUGCCAGUCAGGAAACGCGAUGAGGGGUCUUGCAGAGGGCAGGUUCAUGAGGCGCUAUGGGGGUGUAUGGGAGGCGCAGGGCCGCUCCAGGGCGCACAGCGUCCCACGCGCCUCCAGCCCGGAUCUUCCGCGCCAGCGCAAGAGCAGCUGCCCCGAGCUGCAUGGCACCACAGCUCCUAAUAUCUCCCCAAAACGCGCCGUGCCCAAGCCUCAAGCCAUGAGAGGAAGUCGCGAAGACAGAGACACAGAGGUGGAGAGACUGUAUCCCGCGGUCAAACACUCCCUGAUCUCCCAGUGGAUCUCAGAGUGCAGGUCGGCUUGGAGGGAGGCCCGUGUCCGAGCCUGCAUGCUGCCCGCCAUAGCUGAGAUAUAACACAGUGACUGCACAAACUGGCGCUGACAGUAGAAGACACUGCUUAACAAAAUGAUGUACUCAUUUCCAGUCAGUGCAUGCUUCAUCAUGCACUGACUGGAAAAGAGUAACAACAGCAAUUUAAGUCUGAAUAACACAGGCCUAUAUGUGUAACAGAUAUGUCGUACAGGUUCACACACUUUUGAUAAAUAAAGGCAAGUAAAUGUUCAAGGUCAUUAUUGCCCAAUCAUAUUGUUAUAUUAUUGUACUGUUAUGACCUAGUUAUGCUUGAUGUAUGCUGGUGAUCAUACAAAAUCCGAAUAAUGGUCAAAUCUAUUAAAAUUAUUUUAUA